AUGGGCAGCACAACUCCCCUUCAUGUCACUAACAGUCCCCUCCGCAGCACCCAGCUCUCACCUGUACACAGCAACAUAUCCAGCCCUAGAGAGGUGGAGAGGCUGGCUAAAGCCCGGAGUAAACUCCUGGAGAGUGAGUGUAACCAAACCCCCACCCUUCCUCCAGAAACCAGAGAGCAAAUUCGCUAUGUCUCCAAGGAUGGAAAGUGUCGUGUCAACCUGGGCUACAUAUCUGAGAGGGGUCGCUUUCUGUCUGACAUCUUUACCUCUUUUGUGGACCUUCAGUACCGCUGGUUUCUAUUUGUAUUCAUGAUGUGCUACAUCACCACCUGGUUCUUGUUUGCUGGGCUCUACUUCUUGAAUGCUUUCUUCCGAGGUGACCUAGGGCAAGAGCGACCCCUGAGCACCCAUGUAGAACACCUUGUAGACCAAAGGCCCUGCUAUUUAGGUGUAGAUGGCUUCAUCUCAGCUCUACUCUUCUCCGUAGAAACGCAGCGCACCAUUGGUUAUGGGUCACGCACUGUUUCUCCCUCCUGCCACGAAAGCGUUCUGCUAGUUAUGAUACAGUGCAUUGUUGGGUCCAUGAUAGAUGCACUCAUGGUGGGUUGCAUGUUUGUUAAAAUAUCCAGACCUAAGAAGCGGGCUGAGACACUACUUUUCAGUCGCACCUGCGUUAUUGCCAACCGUGAUGACCAGCUAUGUUUGAUGUUCCGCUUGGGGGACCUGAGAGAAAGCCACAUGGUGGAUGCCAAGAUCCGUGCAAAGUUAAUCAAGUCGCGCCAAACAGCCGAGGGCGAGUUCUUGCCACUGGAGCAGACGGAGAUUGACCUCGGCUACGAAACUGGGUCAGACCGACUCUUCCUGGUGGAGCCUCAAGUCAUUCAGCACAAUAUUGACUCUAACAGCCCCUUUUGGGAGCUGGGCCCUCAGCAGCUUAGACGACAACAGUUUGAGAUAAUCGUUAUCUUGGAGGGCAUUGUCGAGGCCACAGGCAUGAUGUGCCAAGCCAAAACAUCCUACAUAGAGACGGAGAUAGAGUGGGGCGCUCGCUUUGAGCCCUGCAUGACUCUGGAGAAGGGCUCGUUCAGAGUCGACCUGCGGCGGUUCCACAGCACCUACAAGGUCCCGCUGCCGGACUGCAGCGCCAGCCAGGUCCACCAGUUAAUGCUACUGGCAGAGGACUCCAAAGCCAGCAACUGGGGGACCUGGGCAGAGGGGACGGCAGAGGAAGACAAAGACAAGCAGCCGUCUCAUGGAGGAUUCAGUUUUGAUAACAUACUUGAGGAGAGGGCGUCUGAGGACAAUGAAAGUGAGGGGAGUGCAGGAAAAAGCUAAACACCGGUUUCUUAAAACGUUUGACCUCACAUGACUCGGUAAGCUAGCUUCUCAGUUCUGUUUUACUAGUUUUGUCAUGUGUUAGCAACUAAGUUAUUUCCAUUCAAGCAGUUUAGCCUCCUGUUGUUUGAGAAUAUUGUGUCUAAAGGGACACGUUUAACUUAAAAUGGAGGCUGGUCGUCCCACUUUUUACUUGUAUUUGAAGCCCUCAAAAACUAGGGGAGAGUGGGGCACAGCCUAACCCAUUUUAGUUGGGCUAAAUUUGAGAUUAAUUAUUUUUGGUUUUAUUCUAACAACAUUUAGAAUUAUGUAUUUAUUUAUUUAUUUAUUUAUAAGGACAACUUAUUAAUCAACUUUUACUUUCUGUAAAUGUGCCAGUGUUAGCCAGUUAGCUAAUUUUCAACUGCAGUCCUUUGGCAAGAUGUUUUGAAACCAAUAAAAGGAUAAAAAAAAUCACAGGACAAUUCACAGGACAAAAGACAUACACCUAUCAGCCAAAUCAUUAAAUCCACUGACACUGAUAACAUUAUUAAUUUCAUUACAAUGCAGUGUUCUGCUGGGAGACCUUGGGUCCUGGCUUUCAUGUGUAUGCACUUUACCCACCUAAACAUUGUUAUAGACUGAGUACCCCCACUUACUGCAGCAGUAACCCCAAUGACAGUAG
Messenger RNA from Epinephelus fuscoguttatus (brown-marbled grouper), 1999 nucleotides. RefSeq names its product G protein-activated inward rectifier potassium channel 3-like. The transcript is spliced from 2 exons. Bases 1 to 1335 code for a protein of 444 amino acids. Gene Ontology annotation, biological process: regulation of monoatomic ion transmembrane transport; potassium ion import across plasma membrane. Gene Ontology annotation, molecular function: inward rectifier potassium channel activity. Gene Ontology annotation, cellular component: plasma membrane. Lineage: Eukaryota; Metazoa; Chordata; Actinopteri; Perciformes; Serranidae. The record is from RefSeq and is a predicted model, not a curated record.